Molecule: messenger RNA, 216 nt
Organism: Parastagonospora nodorum SN15
Lineage: Eukaryota; Fungi; Ascomycota; Dothideomycetes; Pleosporales; Phaeosphaeriaceae
Exons: 2
Coding region: 1-216 (71 amino acids)
Source: RefSeq, a predicted model, not a curated record
AUGUUUGUGGAGAGUAACAGAAUUCGAGGCAGGAGCAAAGAAAGCAAGCCGUUUCGACAUAUCAUGGACCUGGGCAUAACGGGAUGCGACAGUGAUGAACUUCGGGUCCGAUCCAAGAACAGUCCGAUGUCAUCAAAGGGCCACUCCUGCUACCGCAUAACCAACCCAGGAACACCACAAUCCAUUAUGCACGGCUCAGUGAAACCUGGGAGCUGA